AUGCCUGAAGCGCCGCUUACGUGCGACGAGGUCCUGAGCCGCGGAUGGGACGACUUCUCGGACAAGGAGAUGCGCUCGCUGCUCCGCGCGGAGCGCAACAAGAUGACGGUGGCUUUUGGCAGGCUGCCUGACGACAACAGGCCACCCACAAAGGCGUUUGACGGCUGGUACGAGCUGGCGCCGUUUCAGCUGCGCUGGGAGUUUGACGAGUAUCUCGAGGACGUGCCCCAGACAGUUGACGGCUCUCCGCUACCAAUACCCGGGGCUCGCGCCGUCAUCGCACCCCACGCCGGAUACGCAUACUCGGGAAGGUGCUCCGCAUGGGCCUUUCGCUGCCUGGAUCUCUCCCAGGCCAAGCGUGUCUUUGUGCUGGGCCCUACGCACUACUUUUACUUUUCCGGCCUCGCCCUGUCCACGUUUUCGCAGUACAGCACGCCCCUCGGCGCCUUCUCCGUCGACCAGCAGACGCUGCGAGACAUUGCCGCCGCGGCCGCGUCGGCCGGUGCCCCCGAGGUGCGCAACAUUCCCCGACGGCGCGAGCUCGACGAGCACAGCCUCGAGAUGGAAAUCGCCUUUCUCUACCAGCGCUGCGAGGCCACGUUCAGUCGGCCCGAAGACUUCCCCACGAUUGUGCCGAUGCUCGUGUCGGGAAAUGCCGACGACGAAAAGGCGAUUGGCAGGCUACUGCUGCCGUAUCUGCGUGACCCGACCAACGCGUUUGUGGUGAGCUCCGACUUUUGCCACUGGGGGCGUCAGUUUGGCGACUACCGACCAUACUUUCCGGGCGGUGAUCGCAAGCGUCGCGUCAACCUGCGGGACGGGGACGCGCCGCCGACGAGCCCGCCAAUCCACGAGAGCAUCAAGAUGCUAGACGACGAGGCCAUCGAGGCCAUGGAGACGGGCGUGCACGAUGCCUUUGUGGCAAACCUGGAGGAGACGGACAACUCAGUGUGCGGGCGCCAUCCGAUCGGGGCCAUGAUGGCAGCCCUGGAGAUGUUGGGUGAGAACGCACCGCUGGAGAAAAAGCCAAAGUUCAAGCAUGUCCGCUACGAUCGGAGCGCGCUGCUGACGGACCCGACAAAGUCGAGCGUGAGCUACGUGUCUGCGUAUGCGACGUUUUGA
Molecule: messenger RNA, 1122 nt
Organism: Beauveria bassiana ARSEF 2860
Lineage: Eukaryota; Fungi; Ascomycota; Sordariomycetes; Hypocreales; Cordycipitaceae
Product: memo-like protein
Exons: 2
Coding region: 1-1122 (373 amino acids)
Source: RefSeq, a predicted model, not a curated record